Acanthoscelides obtectus is the source of this 443-nucleotide messenger RNA. Lineage: Eukaryota; Metazoa; Arthropoda; Insecta; Coleoptera; Chrysomelidae. The record is from the annotation of a GenBank genome assembly.
GGUGAAGCGUGCCAUACCUCAAAAAAGGCUAUAAAAUGGAUGGAAGAAAAUAAUAUACCACUUUUGAAAUGGGUUUCUAGCAGUCCAGAUCUGUCACCUAUUGAAACUUUGUGGCACGAGAUGAAAAAGGUUCUACGACAACAUCCUGCUCGAACAAUCACCGAACUGAGACAAAAGCUUCAAGAAAUAUGGGAUUGUUUUACACCAAAUUUUUGCCAAAACUUGGUGAUGUUACCCAAUGGUAAUCUUUCAAUUGUUGCUUUGUUAACUUUGCGCAUUUAUUUUUUACGACGAGAGUGUAUCUAAAAUGUUUUCGAGAAAAUCUCCGUAGAUUUAUCCGACUAUCAAUCCACAGCAUCUUCGCAGUAUUUUCCACGUCGAUUCCAAUCCUCAUUACACACAGUAUGUGGGGCUUGUUUGGACAACUUGUACACCAGCUUUAA